CUGACCCGCCGCCACGAGUACUAGGUAUUUAUCUGAUUCGCAUUAAGCGGGCCGAUAAUGCGCUAAGCCGCUGUCAGGAUACCGUGAUUCGUGUGGCCGCCAGUCUCACCUGACGCAGCCCAGGAAGCAGGGGGAUCCUCAGCGAGCAGCAGCCCGCGGACGGCCGUCGUCACCGUGUCGCUCGGGCGCCUCGCUCACCUGCUUGCUUUGUGCACCCGGUGCACCCACGCUCGCAGCCCUGCCCAGCCCGUCCGCUCCGCCCCCAAGAUGAUCCUCGCCGUGCAGGCAGCGCUGCUGCUGGCCCUGGCCCUGGCGCCGGCGCCCACCCAGCAGGCCUCCGUGCCCGCGGAGCGCCAGGACGCGCACGAGGCCACGGACGCGCCCCUGUUCCCCGGCCUCCGCCUCCAGCACGGCCGCCUUCGCUACGUGCCCCCGCCGCCGCCCGCCAACGUCCUCAGCAACGUGCACCAGGUGGAGACCCUCUACUUCGAAGAGCAGGUCCUGGACCACUUCAACCCCAUCGACAAGCGCGUCUGGAAGCAGAGGUACUUCGCCCGCGACGACCUGUACGAGGAGGGCGGUCCUGCCUUCAUCUACAUCGGCGGCGAGGGUCAGGAGGCCGAGCGGAGGCUCGCCGACGGCGCGCUCUUCAUGACGUACCUCGCCCGCAUCUACAAGGCCAAGCUCUUCGACCUGGAGCACCGCUACUACGGCUACAGCCACCCCACUCCGUAAGCAACCCAUUUAGGGAUCGUAGUCAUACUAUGUA
This is a messenger RNA of Frankliniella occidentalis (western flower thrips), 769 nucleotides long. Its product is annotated as putative serine protease K12H4.7. The coding region runs from base 268 to 735 and encodes 155 amino acids. The record is from RefSeq and is a predicted model, not a curated record. The transcript is spliced from 3 exons. Gene Ontology annotation, biological process: proteolysis. NCBI's taxonomy places the organism in Eukaryota, Metazoa, Arthropoda, Insecta, Thysanoptera, Thripidae. Gene Ontology annotation, molecular function: dipeptidyl-peptidase activity; serine-type exopeptidase activity.